Molecule: messenger RNA, 2355 nt
Organism: Fopius arisanus
Lineage: Eukaryota; Metazoa; Arthropoda; Insecta; Hymenoptera; Braconidae
Gene: Ras64B
Product: ras-like protein 2
Exons: 4
Coding region: 370-969 (199 amino acids)
Biological process (GO): Ras protein signal transduction
Cellular component (GO): plasma membrane
Molecular function (GO): GTPase activity; GTP binding; GDP binding
Source: RefSeq, a predicted model, not a curated record
AGUCUUGCAGAGAACCAGACAGAUGGCAUCGCUGGAACUGUAACGUUUAUCUCUUCAUUUACUACCAACAAUAAUUUUGAUCCUUCAUCGUUGUAUUCGGUUGGAGUCGGUUGACCGUGGAAGCAAGGAGGGGUCGGACCAAAAAAAAAAGGGAGGAUAAAAGAAAGCCAGCAAUAAAGCACGCAACAGUGUGAACUGGAGUGACAUUUGUCGAUAAUCUGUGUUUGAGUCAAGGACGUGAAAACUGACCAGCAGAACUAACAAGUCCCCAAGAACGGGCUGAGUCUGUGGAAAGUGUGAGGAAAGUGAUUUCACUGGUGAUUAGAAUUGAUUAGAAUUGAUUUGAAUUGAUUAGCCGUGAAGAUUAAGAUGUCUCGACCUGGUGACAGACAGAGCUACGCACAGACGUACAAAUUGGUUGUUGUUGGUGGUGGAGGUGUUGGAAAAUCAGCCAUCACCAUUCAGUUCAUUCAGAGCUAUUUCGUUACGGAUUACGAUCCAACGAUCGAGGAUUCGUACACAAAGCAGUGUGUCAUUGACGAAGUGCCAGCGAAGCUCGACAUUUUAGAUACCGCGGGGCAGGAGGAGUUCAGUGCCAUGCGUGAGCAAUAUAUGCGAAGUGGAGAGGGUUUCCUCCUGGUUUUUUCAGUGACAGAUCACUCCUCCUUCGAUGAAAUAAUGAAGUUCCAUAAACAGAUCCUGAGGGUCAAGGACCGCGACGAGUUUCCUAUGUUGAUGGUAGGCAACAAGGCCGACCUUGACCACCAAAGAUCCGUGGGAGUUGACGAGGCUCAGAACUUGGCACGCGUCCUCAAAAUCCCGUACAUCGAGUGUAGCGCCAAAUUACGUAUGAAUGUCGAUCAAGCUUUUCACGAGCUCGUGAGAAUCGUUCGUAAAUUUCAGUUGUCGGAGCGACCGCCGCUGAAGCCGAAUUACAAAAAAAAUAAAAAGAAAUGUUGUAUGUUAUAAUUCCGGGGAAUAAUCGAGGAAUCGAACCCCCGGAUCUGUGUCUCAUUCGUAGAAUUUUUACGAAACUGCAAUCUUAAUUCUGUGCUCGUCAGGGUUUUUUUUUUAUUUUUCCUCACUUUUUACUUACAUUUUCUAAGCGUAAAAAAAAUUACCAAAUUCGACGGGGAUUUCUUCUUGUGGCACUCAAAAAUUUUCCCUGAAUUUUCGGACAGAAGACUUUAAAAUUUUAUUAACCCAAAGGCACCCAAAAAUUUUUAUGACACGCACACGAAAAUUCCACCAUAUUCAUGAGUCUUCAAGGGAAAUUGAAUAUUGAAUGCCGAAUUCCUUGAAAAUUCAGGGGAAAAAUUUAAACCAGUGUAGAUUAGAUAUUCCAUAAAAGGCGCACAAUGAUACCGAUUAUUAUUAAAAUGAAGGUCUUUCCCGCCUUCGGAGUUCAAGAUAUUUUUAUAUCAUAUUUAUAUGUGAAACGAAGCCUGGAAAUUAACUGGCGUACCUGCCUAUUUAAUUAUCGAGUAAUAAUGGAGGAAGUUGCACUGCCUCAUCGAAAACCAAUGGAUUUCCUCAAACAUGGGGCAUGCCAUGCCAAUUCUGCCACCUAAAUUUUAUUUUCCUUCCACGAACACGGAUUUUAAAUUAAUUAAGCACAUAAAUACAUGAUUAUUUGCAAUUUUUUAUUGUUUCAGCAUGACUUUUAUGUUAUAAACCUUAAUUAUUCUAAUUUAAUAUUUAUGGAAAGAAAAAACAAUUUCCCCUCUCUUCCAGUAUUUUUUUAAUACUGCAGCAAGUGAAGGUAUAAUAUUUUUUUUUUCAAGAUUCAGGGAUUAAUUCAUAGCCACAAUGGCUGAUUUGCAUGGGAUGUCCCUUAUCGGUGUCCGGAGUUAUUUUUGGGGGGUCUUGUCCGGGAGAUUUUUGUCUGGGUGAAUAACUCUUAGAACCCCCUUAUCACCUUCUCAACAUCGAUUUCUAAAUUGUCGAUUCUGUAAGGAAUCAACGUCAGGACGUACAAACUAACACAGUUCAAUCAUUACAUUCAAUAUAUUUUUUGUAAGUUCAGUUCGAUUAUUUGUCCUAACAUAUCCAUUACGAAUUAACUAAACAGAAGAGUAAAAUACACGUAACGACGAGAGGAGCAGGUAGCAAUCCCCAGUAGAUAAUCUAAUGGGCCUACUUAUGUAUUUAACAGUACUCUGUAAAUAGUUAGGUUUAAAAAUGUCGAAUGAUUUUUAAUACAUAUUUAUUGCGGCAAAUUUUUAACUGAUAUUUUGUACGAAACGUAACAAAAUUUUUACUGCCGGAAGCCAAUGAAUUUGUGAAUAUAAAUUUUUAGAAUCUGGACAAUAAUUAUUAUGAAGUAAAAAAAUCAAAUAAAUGUACUAAACAAAA